CAUGUUCUCUGCUCCAGCCUCAAGGGCCCAGGACCAGCCUCAAGGUAUUGUAUGGCUCUGCCUCCUGCUCCUGCUGCCCAUCUGUGUCUCUGCCACCAUCACCAGCCCUGGCACCAGUCCUGGCAUCAAGGCCUGGCUGACCCAGAGGACACUGGAAUUUGGCCGGCGCUUUGGGCUGGAGCUGCUCCAGUCGAUGCUGCAGAAGGAGCAUGAGCUGAACCUGACAGGUUCCUACAACACCCCGCUCCUGGGAACUCUCACCUACGCUGUGCCACGGAUCCACAUCCAUGAACUGCAGAUGAAUGAAUCCACACUGGACUUUGCCGAGGACGUGGGGGUGAGGCUGGUGGUGCAGCGCGCCCAAAUCCAGCUCAGCGCCGACUGGGCAGCCCAGCUGGGCGCCGUCCAGGACAGCGGCUCUGUGGAGCUCCGCAUGCAGGACCUGGCCGUGGCAGCGGUGUUGGGGGUGAGUGAGGAUGGCAGCGGCCACCCCACGGUUUGGAGCGCCGGCUGUGACAGCCACAGCACUGACCUGCAGAUGGAGUUUCACCGUGGAUACAGCUGGCUCUACAACCUGCUGGCACCUCUGCUCCAGAGAACCCUGCGGCAGCAGCUGAACAAGCAGCUCUGCCUCGUGCUCCACAGGGGCGUUGACAGGCUAGACACUGUCCUGAAGCACAUGAAAGUGUCCACCCAGCUGGACACCUUUGCUGCCCUCGACCUCUCCCUGCUGGGACCGCCAGCCUUCACAGACGAGUAUGGGGACAUUGCCCUCAAGGGAGAGAUCUUCAGGGUGGGCACGUACCAGCAGAGACCCUCAGCACUGCCUGUAGUGCUGCCUGUGGCAUUACCCAUGGCACUGCCCGUGGCUUUGCCCACGCCCCCGCCCAAGAUAUCGCCCAUGGCACACGAGCCCAUGCUGCUGCUGGCUGUCACCGACUUUGUCGCCAACUCAGCUGCCUUCACAUACUUCACGGCCGGGGCCCUGCGCAGGAACAUCUCCAGUGACAUGCUCCCUCGGCGGUUCCCGCUCCAGCUGAGCACCAAGAGCAUGGAGGUCUUCUCCCCUCAGCUGCAGGAGCGCUAUCCAAACCAGCCCAUGGAGCUGCACCUCUGGGCCCGCCGGCAGCCCCUGCUCUCCUCCCAUCCUGAUGCCUUGCACGGGACCCUCUUCAGCUCUGCCGAGGCCUUUGUGGUGCUGCCCAAUGCCACCCGUGUCCCUGCCUUUCUGCUGAACAUUGAUGCCAACGUGACGGGGAAGCCGACAAUCACCAGGAACAGACUCGGGGGCACUGUGAGACUGACAGGGCUCCGUGUAACACAAGUGGCGUCAAACGUGGGCCCCGUGGAGGUGAAGCGUUUGGAGACCCUGCUGAAAUUUGGCCUGUGGCUUUUUGGGGUUCCCCGGGCAAACAAGUGGCUCCAGGCUGGCAUCCCCCUGCCCCUCCCGCAUGGCCUCAGCCUGCUCAGACCCCGGCUCUCUUUGCAGCAGGGCUUCGUGCUCAUCGCCACGGACCUGCAGUACGAGCCGUGAGACCACCUGCCUCGUGGGAACCCGAGUUCACGGGGGUCACGCCACUCGCGUCCCCAUCACCGUCCCGUUACCAUCGUGGCCCCUUGGCUGGCAAAGCGCCCAACCGCAGGCCCCCCAUCCUGGGCAGGGAUUAAAGCGGGAGCGCAGCUCAGCCCUGUGUGCUGGGGGGUGUUUCGGGGAGCCCCCUCAGCCGCGUCUCCCACGCAGGGUCCCACUCCCGACACCGCGACGGGACAUCGCUGUGUCCUCUGCUGCAAGGGACUCUGGCUGUGCCGUGGUGGGUCCGGGGCU
Cyanistes caeruleus (blue tit) is the source of this 1825-nucleotide messenger RNA. Its product is annotated as bactericidal permeability-increasing protein-like. Gene Ontology annotation, molecular function: lipopolysaccharide binding. The record is from RefSeq and is a predicted model, not a curated record. NCBI's taxonomy places the organism in Eukaryota, Metazoa, Chordata, Aves, Passeriformes, Paridae. Gene Ontology annotation, biological process: defense response to Gram-negative bacterium; innate immune response; lipopolysaccharide-mediated signaling pathway.